Punctularia strigosozonata HHB-11173 SS5 is the source of this 2895-nucleotide messenger RNA. RefSeq names its product Ent-kaurene synthase. The transcript has 6 exons. Bases 1 to 2817 code for a protein of 938 amino acids. Gene Ontology annotation, biological process: diterpenoid biosynthetic process. The record is from RefSeq and is a predicted model, not a curated record. Lineage: Eukaryota; Fungi; Basidiomycota; Agaricomycetes; Corticiales; Punctulariaceae. Gene Ontology annotation, molecular function: terpene synthase activity; magnesium ion binding.
AUGUCCACCGACUGGUACGGUUCCGCCAACGCGCUCCUUCGCAGCCUCACGUCCCGGUACGAUGACCGGUACGGGCUCGGCACGAUGAGCGCCAGCAUCUAUGAUACCGCCUGGGUCGCGCUCGUCUCCCGGACCAUUGACGGCCAGAAGCAAUGGAUUUUCCCUGAAUCCUUCCAAUUCAUCUACGACCAGCAGGCGGAGGACGGCAGCUUCCCCGGCGAUGGCUCCGUCGCGGACGCCGUGAUCAACACCCUUGCGUGCUUGCUUGCGUUCAAGCACCACGAGAGCACCUGGAAUGGCGGCAAGAACGACAUCGCGGCUCGCUCCGAGAAGGCCGUUGCCUUCCUCAACACCGCGCUGCAGACCUGGGACGUCAAGAGCACGGAGCGGAUCGCGCUCGAGAUGAUCGUCCCGAGCCUGUUCGAGCAGCUCGCGACGUUUGGGCUCGACUUCGACUUCCCACAGCGCAAGUACCUCUUCGCUGUACGCGAGAAGAAGCUUUCCAUGGUCGACAUCGAAAUCGUGUACAAGCACCACACCACCGUCCUCCACUCGCUCGAGGCGUUCGUCGGCAAGAUCGACUUUGAUCGCAUCGCGCAUCACGUCCGCGGCGGCAGCCUCAUGGCGUCGCCGUCUUCCACUGCCGCCUACCUUACGUAUGCGUCCAAGUGGGAUGAGGCGGCCGAGGGGUACCUCAGGCACGUCAUUGAGCAGUGCAAAUCGUACGGCUACGGCGCCGUCUGCAACGUCUGGCCUACGACCGUGUUCGAGUUCUCCUGGUCCGUUUGCAACCUCGUCGAGAGUGGCUUCGACCUCGCUAAGCUCGAUCAAGACGCUCUCGCCCGCAUUCGCGACGUGCUUUACAAUGCUCUCGCGGCAGAGAAGGGCAUCAUCGGGUUUGCUGCUAACGUUGGCCCCGAUUCCGACGACACCGCCAAGGCGCUUACGGCGCUUACCUACCUGGGGAAGCCGUUCCCCUACGACGCCCUCCUCAAGACUUUCGAGCUCCCGACGCACUUCCAGUGCUUCCAGUUCGAGCGCAACCCCAGUUUCAGCGCCAACUGCAACAUCCUUAUCGCGCUCCUCCGCUCUACCGAGCCUAAAAACUUUACCAGCCAAGUCAUCAAGGCCGCGACCUUCAUCACCGAGGAGUGGUGGACAAUCGAGGGUCCCGUCGAGGACAAGUGGCAUCUAUCGCAGUGGUACCCUGCCAUGCUCGCUUCUCAGGGCUUGCUCCGCCUUCUCUACCUUCACGGCCAAGGCUUGUUCUCCGAAGUCUCCGAGCACCUCUUGACUGUAAAGAUUCCUCUGACCCUUUUCGGCAUCCUCAUUCGUGUCCUUCAAUCACAACAUGAGGACGGCUCCUGGGGCGUCAACAAGAGCCGGGAGGAGACCGCUUACGCCAUCCUCGCGCUCGCCAACCUCGCCUCGCUCCCCUACGUUGACCUCAUCCGCGACCAAGUGAAUGCCGCCGUUGCCAAAGGGCGCGAGUACCUCCUCUCCGUCAACGCCAUAGAGAAGCUCCACAUCGCCCCUGCGGAUUACAUCUGGGUCGGCAAGAUCGGCUACGGCGUCGAGCACGUCUGCAAUGGCUACGUCGUCUCCGCGAUGCACAUCCCCGUGCCGCUUUACGAGCCUGCGUCGGUCGAUACCGGCGUGAACGUGUCCGCGGAGAAGAUCAAGGGCUUCGCCAAGUUCUACUCGCGGCUGCCGAUGUACCAGGGCUUCCCCCAGUGGCGCAUGUACGCCUGGCUCAUUGAAUCCUUCCUCUUCCUCCCCGAACUUCGCAGGGUGCACCACAUCGCGUUCGACAGGCAGGGCAUGAAGGAGGACCCGUACUUCGAGUACCUGCCCUUCUCCUGGACGGGCCCGAACGGUAUGGAGGAGACGUACGCGAGCGCGCAGACGAUCUUCGACAUGAUCGUCAUCUCCAUGGUUAACUUCCAGGUCGACGAGUUUUUCGACAUCGUCGUGCAGAAGCACGGCGAGGGCGCGCUCGCCUACCUCCGAACGCUCAUCGAUGAGAUGAUGGCCGGGAUUGAGAAGGGCAUCAUCCCGCCCGCGAUCCCGCAGAACGCCGGGAAGGCCGACGGCGAGGCGCAGCCCACCGGCUACGACGAAAUCCGCGCGCGCCUCGGCCACUUCGUCAACUUCGUCUUCACCUACCCACGGAUCGAGUUCGCAAGCGAGAACGACAAGGCACAGCUCCGGAAGGAGAUGAAGAUCUACCUCCACGCGCACACGACCCAAUGCGAGGACAACGUGAAGCUGCAGGCGCAGGCCGAGUACGACCCCUUCCUCUCCCCGCGCUCCUCCUACCUCAAGUGGGUGCGCUCGACGGCGGCGGACCACCUCUCGUCCCAGUACGCGUUCGCGUUCAUCACCUGCCUCCUUGGCCACAGCCAGAACAAGGGCAAGGAGGUCUCCAAGCGCGAGGACUACUUCCCGACGGCGGAGAUCAAGUACAUCGCCCAGGACUGCAGCACGCACCUGUCCGUCAUCUGCCGCAUCUUCAACGACUGGGGCUCGAUGAAACGCGAUCGGGAGGAAAAGAACCUGAACGCGGUAUUCUUCCCCGAGUUCGAGGGCCGGGCGAAGGGCAAGGACGAGAAGCAGCUCAAGGCGGAGCUCCGAGCCAUCUCCGAGUACGAGCGCAAGUGCCUCAACCUCUCGUUCGACGAGCUCCUUCGCGUGGCGCAGCGCACCGUCGGCCCCCAGGCCGGCAAGCGUCUGCACGAGGUUGUUCGGCUGUUCUAUAAUGCCAGCGAGAUGUACACGGAGAUCUACGAGUUCAGGGACAUAAGCACAUGGAAUUAAUGGCUGGCACAUUAUAUCACGGGCAUUUUGUGUAUGUAUAUUAUGGACACAUAGAUUAACGAUAGGCAUGGAAUACAA